Carassius auratus (goldfish) is the source of this 789-nucleotide messenger RNA. RefSeq names its product SAYSvFN domain-containing protein 1-like. The record is from RefSeq and is a predicted model, not a curated record. NCBI's taxonomy places the organism in Eukaryota, Metazoa, Chordata, Actinopteri, Cypriniformes, Cyprinidae. The transcript is spliced from 2 exons. The coding region runs from base 171 to 635 and encodes 154 amino acids.
CGCCCCCUGGAGGAACAAACCUUUAAGUGUAAGAGCAAACAAACAGCCAGCAGCAUCGAGACAUCUGCUGACAAGGGACACGGAAGUCUGGUAAAUAUUGACACGUGAACGUAAUAGCGAUUUAAACGCAGAUCCAUUCAUAUUUUUCCCUAUGUUUUCAGGUAUGAGAUAUGGAGUGUAAGCUGGCUGAGUUUAGAGAACGAAAGAAAGCACAGACCGCAGCCGAGAAACCUGCUGAUCGUGUGAUCCAGAGAGAAACGAGAGCAAGAAGCGAUGGUUCUCCAGAUCAGAAGCCCGAUACCUGUCCACACACUGAGGAUCCCAGUCAUUAUUUGUUGAACACUACAUGUGUUCGUUGGCUUCAGCGAGUGGCCCUCACCCGUCUGACCCUGCUCAAAGUGCUGCUGUGGCUCGUGCUGCUGGGACUGUUUUCAGAACUUGAGUUCGGCCUGCCCUUUUUUGUUAUAUCAUUAUUCUACUGGCUCUAUGAGGGCCUUCGAAGCCCAAAAGCCCGACAACCUGGAGAAAUGAGUGCGUACUCCGUGUUUAAUCCAGAUUGUCAGCCCAUCCUGGGAACUUUAACAGCCGAACAGCUGGAAGGAGAGAUGGGAUACAGGCCAGCGGCCAAUGGAUGAACAUGUGUGACAUGAAGCAAACUUUGCAACAAGGAAAACAGUCUAAAUAUAGAUCUGUAAAGUGCACUUGGAAAACUUGUUUGCAUUAUAUUAAUGUAUCUUAGUAAUGAUCAGUUAACCUGUAUUCAGAUGUAAUAAAAUUAUGUUGUUGAUA